Molecule: messenger RNA, 204 nt
Organism: Saccharomyces mikatae IFO 1815
Lineage: Eukaryota; Fungi; Ascomycota; Saccharomycetes; Saccharomycetales; Saccharomycetaceae
Gene: MNC1
Product: Mnc1p
Exons: 1
Coding region: 1-204 (67 amino acids)
Source: RefSeq, a predicted model, not a curated record
AUGAGGCACCAAUAUUAUCAGGCACAACCAAUGUAUUAUCAACCACAACCGCAACCUAUAUACAUACAACAAGCGCCGCCACCUCCAAGAAAUGAUUGCUGUUGUUGUUGUUGUAACUGUGGUGACUGCUGUUCAGCCAUUGCAAAUGUUUUGUGUUGUCUUUGUUUAAUCGAUUUAUGCUGUGCCUGUACCGCCGGUAUGUGA